This is a messenger RNA of Umbelopsis ramanniana AG, 1834 nucleotides long. RefSeq lists its product as uncharacterized. NCBI's taxonomy places the organism in Eukaryota, Fungi, Mucoromycota, Umbelopsidomycetes, Umbelopsidales, Umbelopsidaceae. Gene Ontology annotation, cellular component: intracellular anatomical structure. The coding region runs from base 104 to 1768 and encodes 554 amino acids. Gene Ontology annotation, biological process: nuclear-transcribed mRNA catabolic process, nonsense-mediated decay. The record is from RefSeq and is a predicted model, not a curated record. Gene Ontology annotation, molecular function: RNA binding. The transcript is spliced from 14 exons.
UUGAGGUAACGAGGCUGACAUAUAUGAUACUGUUCAGAUUAAAUGGGCACUGACGUAUCUCAAUUAGAGUCCUUCACCCAUCGCUUUGGAAGCGUCUAUAAACAUGUUAAAAGCACUGGAUGCGCUGGAUGGUGAUGAGACGAUCACUCCACUUGGCCAAGUGCUUGCAGAUCUACCAAUUGAUGCUGUCUUAGGCAAGAUGUUAAUUAUGUCUAGUGUUUUCCAUCUUGUUGAACAGAUCAUUAUCAUCGCAGCCAGCAUGAGUGUCCAGUCGCCAUUCAUCCGCCUCCCUCGUAAUGCAAAUCCAGAUAUAACAAAGGAAUCUUCAAGGUCAUGGUGUAAACGUCAUGGUGUUGAGGAGCAGCGAUUAUAUGAGAUCGCGAAAUUGAAAAGACAAUUUGAAAAGAUUUUGAAUGAUUUUCAACCAGGAUUGAUGGCUGAAAUAGAAGCAAGCAGACUAUCACUCCAGAUGUUAGAGACCGACCGCGACCAGAAGAGGCAGCGUUUAAGGAAAGAAAAAAUGUCACAGCGGCAACCGAAAAGGCGAAAGCUCUUAAAUAUGACCAGCAUUGAUGAGGAGAACAUGGAAGAUGUGCUGGAUAGUUCAACGGAUAUCCGGGACCUAGAGUUCUCAUUGGCCAACAAUAUUGAGGACUUGCGCAAUAGAAGCCGAGUAGCUCUAUCUAAGGACGCUGUUAAUCUGAUCAAACUUAUUAUAUGUUCUGGUUUAUACCCACAAUUCGCAUUUCCGGAUGAGCACAAUCCAUACAGGAAAAGUAACGAAAUUGUUUUUCAUACACAAGCAAAACGGUUUUUGUCACCUCACCCUAGCAGUGUUUUUGCAUCCCAUCCGGAUUGGAUUCAAGGAACAGGAGAAAAUGUUCGAAGAAAUGACCUGGAUCUGUUGAAAGAUAUGAGACAUGAAAUACUAUGUUAUCUACAAUUGCUGGAAACGAACAAACCAUACAUUGUCAACCUUCUUCAAGUGCCAGGCGUUCAUUCAUUACUGUUAUUGUCCAAAUCUAUUGAUAUCAAUGAGGAUUGCAGUGUGGUAGUUUUUGAUCGAUACUACAUGCUCUCCUUUCGGACAAUCCCAGUAGCGGAGCAUGUGCUGACAUUGGCGCACAGGCUUAGAUCGGUAUGGUCAGUGCUAACCAAUCAAAGAGUGCAAAUGGGUAUCCAAUUUAGCGACAAGACCUCCGUAGACGACAAAGUCUGGGUAUCCGAUGAAGAGUUGGAGAAAUUACCCAGUGUUAUUCAAAAGAUUAUCAAGUCUGAGUUUGAAAUCAAGCAAAGACAUGCGCAAAUGUCAGGAUCGUUGGAUAAACGACAGUAUCAGAUGGAGAUCGAAAGCUUAUGCGGCGAACUGUCUCAAUUUAUGGAAACCGUCAUAUCUGCGGACUUUCGCUUAGCAAAAUCGACCGAGCUGUUGAAAAUGUAUCAAGUCAGAAAGGCAGAAGGGCAAGAUCCUGAACUACCAACGACUUGGGAUCCCAAGCUUGUUAAUCGUCGUGGUAUACGGAUAACAGACUACAUGUGGUAUCGUGCCAUCAAUUUGGAGUCGUCCGCAUCCUCAAUCCCAGAACCCGAAGUGCAUGUGCCCCAUAACGUACCGAUGUAUUGGGGUUGUCGUAGUUGUGAAACGACUUUUUCGUUCACGAGAAGAGAAAUCCUAGAGCAUGUAGCGAACUGCAAAGUAAGAUCGACAGCCGCUGAUGAAGUUGAAGCUUCCUGCGUUGACCCAGCCCAUAUAGACGAGGAUGGGUAAAACGUGCGCUAACUUCUUCACGAGAGACACUGGAAAAUAGCUUACUAGCCAUCCGAAUUAGUAUCA